CGGAAGCGGAAGUUCCCCGCACUGCUCGCUGCUGGCAGGGAGGCAACGACCGGAGGAGGGAAACCUCUAGUAUGACAGGGAAGGGGGUUUUGCCUGCUUUUUGACUAUGGAGGAGACAGACCGGGAAGCUGUUGCGACAGCGGUCCAGAGGGUAGCUGGGAUGCUCCAGCGCCCUGACCAACUGGACAAAGUGGAGCAGUAUCGCCGAAGAGAGGCUCGGAAAAAGGCCUCUGUGGAGGCCAGAUUGAAGGCUGCGAUCCAGUCCCAGCUGGACGGAGUGCGCACAGGCCUGAGCCAGCUGCACAACGCGCUCAAUGACGUAAAGGACAUCCAGCAGUCCCUGGCGGAUGUUAGCCAGGACUGGAGGCAGAGCAUCAACACCAUUGAGAGCCUCCGGGACGUGAAGGAUGCCGUGGUGCAGCACAGCCAGCUCGCUGCCGCUGUGGAGAACCUCAAGAACAUCUUUUCAGUGCCAGAGAUCGUCAGGGAGACAGAGGACUUGAUCGAGCAGGGGGAGCUGCUGCAGGCACACCGGAAGCUGAUGGACCUGGAGUGCUCGCGGGAUGACCUGAUGUAUGAGCAGUACCGCAUGGACAGCCGGAACACACAUGACAUGACGCUCAUCCAGGGCUACUUCGGAAGCAUGCAGCGCCUCUCAGAGGAGCUGGCCAAGCAGCUGUGGAUGGUGCUGCAGCGGUCCCUGGUCACUGUCCGCCGAGACCCCACCCUGCUGGUCUCUGUUGUUCGCAUCAUUGAACGGGAGGAGAAGAUCGACAGGCGCAUGCUUGACCGAAGCAAGCAGACGGGCUUCAUCCCGCCCGGGAGGCCCAAAAAGUGGAAGGAGAAGAUGUUUGCCAUCCUGGACAGAACUGUGACCACGCGGAUUGAGGGCACACAGGCCGACACCAGGGAGUCUGACAAAAUGUGGCUGGUCCGUCACCUGGAGAUCAUUCGCAAGUACGUGCUGGACGACCUCAUUGUGGCGAAAAACUUGAUGGUGCAGUGUUUCCCUCCCCAUUAUGACAUCCUCAGAAACCUCCUGGACAUGUACCACCAGGCCCUCAGCACGCGGAUGCAGGACCUGGCCUCAGAAGACCUGGAGGCAAACGAAAUUGUGAGCCUCUUGACUUGGGUCCUGAACACCUACACGAGUACAGAGAUGAUGGGAAACUUGGACCUGGCCCCGGAAGUGGACACCGACGCUCUGGGGCCCCUGCUGUCCCCACAUGUGGUCUCCGAGCUGCUUGGCACAUAUAUGUCGACGCUCACUUCAAACAUCAUUGCCUGGCUGCGGAAAGCACUAGAGACAGACCGGAAGGACUGGGUCAAGGAGACUGAGCCUGAGGCCGACCAGGACGGCUACUACCAGACCACGCUUCCCGCCAUUGUCUUCCAGAUGUUCGAACAGAAUCUUCAAGUUGCUGCUCAGAUAAGUGAAGAUUUGAAAACAAAGGUACUGGUUUUGUGUCUUCAGCAAAUGAAUUCUUUCUUAAAUAGAUACAAAGAGGAGGCGCAAUUGUACAAAGAGGAACACCUGAGGAACCGGCAGCACCCACACUGCUAUGUCCAGUACAUGAUCGCAAUCAUCAACAACUGCCAGACCUUUAAAGAGUCCAUAGUCAGCUUAAAAAAGAAGUAUUUGAAAAGCGACACAGAAGAGGGCAUGUCUGUAAGUCAGCCCAGCAUGGACGUGGUUCUGGACACCAUUGCCAAGGAAGGCUGCAGCAGUCUGCUGGAAGAGGUCUUCCUGGACCUGGAGCAACAUCUUAACGAGUUGAUGACCAAGAAGUGGCUCUUAGGGUCAAACGCUGUAGAUAUCAUCUGUGUCACCGUGGAAGACUAUUUCAACGACUUUGCCAAGAUUAAAAAGCCAUAUAAAAAGCGGGUGGCGGCGGAGGCGCACCGGCGCGUGGUGGUGGAGUACCUGCGGGCCAUCAUGCAGAAGCGCAUCUCCUUCCGGAGCGCUGAGGAGCGCAAGGAAGGCGCGGAGCGCAUGGUCAAGGAAGCAGAGCAGUUCCGCUUCCUCUUCCGGAAGCUGGCAUCGGGGCUUGGGGAGGACGUGGAUGGGUACUGCGACACCAUCGUGGCCAUUGCAGAGGUCAUUAAACUCACGGACCCUUCCCUGCUCUACCUGGAGGUCUCAACACUCGUCAGCAAGUACCCAGACAUCAGGGACGAGCACAUCGGUGCACUGCUGGCUCUGCGGGGGGAUGCCAGCCGGGACAUGAAGCAGACUAUCAUCGAGACGCUGGAGCAGGGCCCGACCCAGACGAACCCCAACUAUGUGCCCCUCUUCAAGGAGAUCGUUGUGCCAAGUCUGAAUGUGACCAAGCUCCUUAAGUAGCCGUAGGCUCUGGCUGGAUGUCGAUACUUGUGUGACAUCCCACCCCUGCCCUCGGAAGUGUAUGUCAGCAGUGUGGCUUUCGAUGUCUCGUGCCUGGUCAGUUCUGGUGUGAGCACCUGUCUCUUCAGGUGCUAAAAUUCUGUUGUAAAGGCUGCAUUUAAACUUGGUGUUUGAAGAAUCAGGUGUUCUGACAGCUGGGGACUUUGGGCAUCGGGGCUCUGAUGUAAGGUGCCUGUUAUGGUUGGUCGUUGUAGGGGACGCUUUGUCAGUGUGGCCUGUGCCCAGCUCCGGCUGCAUCACGCGCUGUGAGGUGUAAACACGUGCUGCUUAAUUAAAGAGCCUGAAGGCCCUGGAUUUCUUCGCCUCAGCAGUUACAGUUCUCUUACCCCUGAUGCUCUGGCAGGCCCAAAAGCUGCUCCUGGGUCGAACGCAGCUAGGCCCAGACAAGAGGCCUCUGGAUGCUGUCCAGUGUGCAGGUCCUGGGGGGGUUUGGGUGCGAUUGCAUCGCGGGGCUCAGGGGGUCCAGGUUUCUGACCUUCAAGUUCCUUCCGUAGAUGAGAAACUCAUGUGCUGUGUGGUCCCUCAGCCCAAUCCCCUCCCCUUGCCCCUGACAUCCGGUGUGGUACAGCCCUCAGGAUGUCACGUCCCCCAGAGGGUGGACGUCUGGCCUGGUGGGUGCCACCAGGUAAAUCAUAGCAGGUAGAUGGUCAAUAUUAUGAGCAUGAACUUGGAAAAGCACGCCUGAAAAUUAACAAUUGUUUGGUGUUGUGUAUAAAGAUGUAUAAAUCUUACUUAAAGAUGCGUAACCCCCUAAUUUCCCUCUUUCCCCAACGUAGCGUCUCUCUGCAGUGUCUGCCCUCAGUGCUGGGAUCAUCUACACAUUAUUCUUUAAUUUCAAACCAACUUAAUUUAAAAACUACACCCACAAUAAAAACAAACCAGCUUCCCCCGGACUUUCCUUAUGCCAUCAUUAGCAUCAGAUGGGCAGAUGUCAGUGCUCUCGGCUUAGCAGAAAAAAAGGCAUUUGCCCUGUUCCUUUGCCCCAGGCUACCCUCCUGUGUAGAUGGAGGAUCUUCUUUCCAUCCUUCCUUGUUUCAGGGGUUCCCUAAACCUACCAGCCUGAGGGGGAGGGAGUGGGAGAAAGCUUAAUGGGAAGAGGCCAAGGCUGAAGCCAGAGUUAGCACUUUUCCUAAAGAUGGAUGCCCUUGGUUUUGGAGGUAGAGCCUUGGCCAGGGUUUAC
Messenger RNA from Loxodonta africana (African savanna elephant), 3584 nucleotides. RefSeq names its product exocyst complex component 3 (gene EXOC3). The transcript has 13 exons. Gene Ontology annotation, biological process: exocytosis; exocyst localization. Bases 107 to 2344 code for a protein of 745 amino acids. Gene Ontology annotation, molecular function: SNARE binding. NCBI's taxonomy places the organism in Eukaryota, Metazoa, Chordata, Mammalia, Proboscidea, Elephantidae. The record is from RefSeq and is a predicted model, not a curated record. Gene Ontology annotation, cellular component: exocyst.